Naegleria fowleri is the source of this 495-nucleotide messenger RNA. RefSeq lists its product as uncharacterized. The transcript has a single exon. The coding region runs from base 1 to 495 and encodes 164 amino acids. NCBI's taxonomy places the organism in Eukaryota, Heterolobosea, Eutetramitea, Acrasida, Naegleriidae. The record is from RefSeq and is a predicted model, not a curated record.
AUGGCUUCCAGCACCGCAUCUUGUUGCAACAACAACACUACCACCAAUCUCCAUCCAAAUUCACAACACCUGUCAAAUGCCACUUACACUCCACUCACGAAUAAUUUGCCUUCUUUUUCUCCAUCGACAACAGCAGCAGUGGUUACGACAUCAGAAAACAACAAGGAUCCUUCUUCUUCGAAUGGUAUUAAAAAGCAAAACAAAAUGAAGAAGAAGAAGGCUCUUUCCAAUGUCUCUUCCUCCAUCCUGAACGUGAUUGUUGUUGGAAGUGAAGCAGAAAUGCCACUUGUCAAUUCUCAGGCUUGCAGAAAACAAAGACUACAACAACAAGACCCAUGGAUGAAUGGCAUUUUGUAUGAAUUCAAAAACGCUUGCUUCUGCACCACGUAUACAUCGAGCUAUGUGGUUGCAACUGUUGGUAAUGGAGCAUCAUCCAAGAAGAAUUCAACAACAAGCCACAACUACUGCAACAACAAUAAUACUCGAGCUGUGUAA